UGGGGUAUAGCAUUGAUUAGGACGCUGCUAUGGGGUAUGGCGGUGAUCCGGAUACUGGUAUGGUAUAUGGGGUGUACCAGAAUGCUAGUUUGGGGUAUAGCAUUGAUCAGGACACUGAUAUGGGGUAUGGCGGUGAUCCGGAUACUGGUAUUACAUAUGGGGUGUACCAGAAUGCUGAUAUGGGGUAUAGCAUUGAUUAGGAUGCUGGUAUGGGGUAUGGCAGUGAUCAGGACACUGGUAUGGUAUAUGGGGGUGAUCAGAACACUGGUAUGGGCUAUGGCGGUGAUCAGGAUGCUGGUAUGG
Molecule: messenger RNA, 303 nt
Organism: Staurois parvus
Lineage: Eukaryota; Metazoa; Chordata; Amphibia; Anura; Ranidae
Source: the annotation of a GenBank genome assembly